AUGACACAGCUGCUCCUGCUUAUUGUGGCUCUCCUGGUCCUGGGUCAUGUGCCGCCAGGGAGAAGUGAAUUCAAAAGAUGCUGGAUGGGCCAAGGGGCCUGCCGGCCUUACUGCACGAAGUACGAAACCUACAUGCACCUGUGCCCGGAUGCCUCCCUCUGCUGUCUCGCCUAUGGAAUCAAGCCUGUGGCGGCCUCCAAGACUUAA
Messenger RNA from Camelus dromedarius (Arabian camel), 207 nucleotides. RefSeq names its product defensin beta 124 (gene DEFB124). Gene Ontology annotation, cellular component: extracellular region. The transcript is spliced from 2 exons. Bases 1 to 207 code for a protein of 68 amino acids. Lineage: Eukaryota; Metazoa; Chordata; Mammalia; Artiodactyla; Camelidae. Gene Ontology annotation, biological process: positive regulation of chemokine (C-C motif) ligand 5 production; cellular response to peptidoglycan; innate immune response. The record is from RefSeq and is a predicted model, not a curated record.